AUGAGUGCUGCCGAUAUUGAAGUUUCCGACAAAACCGAAGAUAAACAAGAACUUUAUAUUGUGGAAAGUGGUGAUUCACUAACAAGUGUUGCUGCGAAAUUUGAUCUGACACCUUCACGUCUAUGCCAGAUAAAUAAACUUUGCAGUAAUCAUCUUUUCGCUGGACAACGCUUAAAAGUUGUCAAAGAGGAACCUGAACAUCCUAAGUCAAAAGAUGACUGUCGAGAAGAAGCUCUUGAAUCGAAAACUAUGCCUGAUUCUGGAACAAAUGUUCCUUCAAUUGAGAAGCGGUAUAGAACAAUUUUUAAACGAAUUAUUGGGGCGGAAACAUUGGAAAAGUCGUUCCCAGCCAAAGUCUUGCAAGCAGAUAAAAGGGAAACCAAUGACCCAUUAGCUGCAGGUUGUCUAAAGGUGGAUGCCAGAUUUUGUCCUGAUUUAAAUACAUGCAUAAAGGGUACACUGAUUGCUACAAUUGAAACUUUAAUGUUUGCACCGCUGGAUGAGAGCGAUCAAAUUGAAGCACUCUGCCAAUCAGCGGUCGAGAUGCGUUACGAUAGUGUCCGCUCUAUUGCCGCCUAUACUGACGCCUCCGUUUUCGUUUUUACUAAACGACCCAGGUUUCAAAAACAAAGCACAUUUUUUUCGAAUGCAGAUGAUCCAAGUAAUAACAUUGGAUCCGCACAUGCGCCCUCCGGAGACGUCACCCAAUACGAAGGUACGAACCACUGA
Rodentolepis nana is the source of this 729-nucleotide messenger RNA. The record is from the annotation of a GenBank genome assembly. NCBI's taxonomy places the organism in Eukaryota, Metazoa, Platyhelminthes, Cestoda, Cyclophyllidea, Hymenolepididae.